UGGGACGCGCCGCCGCCGCCACUGCUUCCGCCGCCGCCACCGCCGCCGCCGCCGCGGCUGUGCGUUCGGCGGGGGAGGAGUCGGAGGCGGAGAAGAAGGCGGUGGUGGCGGGUGGAGGAUCGAGCGCUGCUCUCGCUCCGGAGCCGCUAAGCAUUUCGGAAUCCUCUGCUGUUUAUCCAUUGUGUCAGCAAAAAAGUAAAUCACAUCCAUAAUCUCAUUGAACUGGGCAACCCAAAACUUGCAUAUAUGUCACAGUAUACUGAAAAAGAACCAGCAGCAAUGGAUCCAGAAUCCAAGGCUGCCUGGCCCAAACCUGCAGGAGGAUAUCAGACAAUUACAGGCAGGAGAUAUGGAAGAAGACAUGCAUACGUCAGUUUUAAACCAUGUAUGACCAGACAUGAAAGAAGCUUAGGUCGGGCUGGUGAUGACUAUGAAGUAUUGGAACAAGAUGAUGUUCCAAAGGAAGUUUCCUCAGGUUCCAGUCCAGUAGAUCAAGAUCAUUCUUCUUUAUCCAACAACGCUUUAAUUGAAAAAAAUGAAACAGAAAUUCCUGUUUGUGAUACAGCAUUGAAUCAGACCACUGAGAACAGUUUGCCCCUUGCUGCAGUACAUCAUAGCGAGGAAGGCAGGGAGAAUGUAGACAGCAGUACGAGUCCUCAUAGUCACUCUGAGGGGGGAAAUACCCCAGGAGCUUAUGCUUCAAGUGUGCAAAAUGGAAUUUCAUUAGUUCAGACUGACUCUGAUGAUCCAAAUAGCAGACAUGGAGAGGAUAAUAAUCAUCUUCAGCUUUCUGAAGAAGUUGUGGAAAGUGAUAGAUAUCAGGAAGCAUUGGGAACUACAGUAUUUGGGUUGGAAAAAGGAAAGGCAGGGGUAUAUACUAGUGUUUCCCCUCCAGUUCCUUCUUUUAACUGUGAAAUAAAAGAUAAGAUUGAAGAGCUAGACUCAGCACCUUUAAUGAAAAGUCCUACUAUUGAGGAUACUGAAUUUGCCCAUCAGAACAAUAAAGAGGUUCAGAGAUCCUCUUCUGAAGAUGAGGUUGUUAGAAAGAAACAACAGAAUUCUACUAGCCAGGAAAGACCCACAGAAAAUUCAACUGAAGAUUCAGCCUGUGCUCCAGGGCACACAAACAUUGAACAAAAUACCAGAGAUAGAGAAAAAAAUAAGGGAAGUUCUCCUGAACAGGUAGUGAGGCCCAAAGUUAGAAAAGUGGUAAGUGCGAGUCAGGUGGACCAAGAAACAGGAUUUAAUAGGCAUGAGGCCAAGCAAAGAAGUGUUCAGAGGUGGAGGGAGGCUUUGGAAGUGGAGGAAAAUGGCUCAGAUGACCUCCUAAUAAAGUGUGAAGAUGAAUACCAUGGAGAGCAUGACUGUAUGUUCUUGGAACAACCUCUUGCAAGAAUUAUGCCAAGGGAGCUAGAACAUAACCAUAACCACAUGGCAGCAGAAGGUGGAGCCACGGCCGGAAGACAAGGAGUUGUGGAUCACACCUUUUGGAAUGGCUGUGGAGAUUAUUACCAGCUAUAUGACAAAGAUGAAGAUAGUUCAGAAUGCAGUGAUGGGGAAUGGUCUGCUUCUUUGCCUCGUCGAUUCUCUGGUACAGAAAGAGAUCAGUCCUCAAGUGAUGAAAGUUGGGAGACUCUGCCAGGAAAAGAUGAAAAUGAACCAGAACUACCGAGUGAUAACAGUGGGCGUGGAGAAAACCAAGAAUUAACUCUUCAGGAAGGGGAACAGACAUCCUUGGAAGAGGGUGAAAUUCCUUGGUUGCAAUACAAUGAAGUCAAUGAAAGUAGUAGUGAUGAGGGCAAUGAGCCUGCCAAUGAAUUUGCACAGCCAGAGGCUUUCAUGCUGGAUGGUAACAACAAUCUUGAGGAUGACUCCAGUGUGAGUGAAGACCUAGACGUGGACUGGAGCCUGUUCGAUGGCUUUGCAGAUGGCCUGGGAGUUGCUGAAGCUAUUUCUUACGUGGAUCCCCAGUUUCUCACCUACAUGGCACUGGAAGAACGCUUAGCCCAGGCGAUGGAGACUGCCCUGGCACAUUUAGAGUCUCUUGCUGUUGACGUUGAGGUGGCCAAUCCACCAGCCAGCAAGGAGAGUAUCGAUGGUCUCCCAGAGACCCUUGUUCUUGAAGAUCACACUGCUAUUGGUCAAGAGCAGUGCUGCCCAAUCUGUUGCAGUGAGUAUAUCAAGGAUGACAUAGCAACAGAGUUACCCUGCCACCAUUUCUUUCAUAAACCUUGUGUCUCAAUUUGGCUACAGAAGUCAGGAACUUGCCCUGUGUGCCGCCGUCAUUUCCCACCUGCCGUUAUUGAAUCCUCUGCAGCUGCUGCUCCCUCAGAGCCUGAGCAUGAUGCUCCACCUUCAAGUGACAAUACUACAGAAGCCUCCUAAACCUUUACCUUGAAGAUGAGUCUAGCAAAGUAAAUCUGCAAAUUCCUCCUAAGUCUGAUGUGCAAAUAAUUAUAUAUAAAUAUAUCAAAAUGCUAUAUAUAGUCUAUGCCAUCGUUUAGAAAGAGACUAUUAACCUUUCUAAACUAAAUUUAGGUUUGCAGAAAGUACUAAACAUUUUCAAGCUGACUGUUGAAACAGUGCAUCCAUUUAAGUCUUUAGUUGAGUAUGUUGUAUUGGGUCAAGUUUAUCAAUUCUCUCCAGAAGAAAUAAUGAUCUAUGUGGCUCACAUUAUUGGCUUUGUCUGAAGUAUCGCCACUAAGUGAUUAAAAUUAAGGUUUUCUGUUGACAUAAGAUGUCACAACAGUGAUAAAAUUGGGUUUCAUUGGAAAUAAAAGAAUUAUAAAGCAAGUUUUUCAAUGGUCCCUUUGCUUUUGCCACAUUAAACCAUCUUGGUUCAUUGUACUGAGUGUAUUUUUAGAGACAUGUCUGCUCUUUCAUCUUUGUUUAUAAUUGGGAACUUUUAGAAUACCAAGCAAAGAAGACUAAAAUUCUAAUUAGAGCAUCACAAAAUUUUUAAAUCUUAAAUACAGUCCCCCUCUGCUAUGGUUAGGUAGUCAAAUAAAUUAUUUUUAAAAUGGUGAAUGUGCUUAAUAUAAGACUAGUAAAAGCAUCUGGAUUUUUGAGUAUUGCUGGUACUUGAAGGAAGGUUAACAAAUCCUGUGAACAAGGCACUGUGCUCAGUGUUCGGUAAAUGAGAUAAAUUAGAUGGCCUUAUUAUUUCUACUUGUUUAAAGUGAUACACGAAGGUCCAGACGACUCAUGACACAUUUCUUUAAUAAAUAUUGAAUAUAGUUAGUUCAAAGUAAUUUUGGAUAAGAAAUAUUUUGGAAGGUGUGAAAACAUGCAUAAAUAUCUAAGCAUUAAUUCCUUUGUAUUCAAAAGGAAUUUUUGGUUCCUUAAAAGACUAGAAAGUUAAUUGUUCUAAUUUGUAUAAAGCAUGAUGUCGAUAGGGAUUGAUGGGCCAUACCUUUUACAGCAUAUGUAGACUUUACCGUUAACUUAUUGUUUUUUUUUUUAAGUAUUUCUGAACAAAGAAUAUUGAUAUUGCAUUAUUAGUAUUUCUUUAUUCUAAUAUAUUGGGUAAAAUUAUUCAUGUAGAAAAAAAUGGGUAGUUUAAAUUCAGUCAAAUGAAGCCAUUGGUAAGAAGAUAAUAGAUUAUAUGAUUGCCUAGUGUGAACAAAACUGAAUAUGUAUUAUAGUUCCUUUCUUAUUUCCUUUUCUCUAAAGGAGAAAAGAAGUUCUUAACCUCAGAUUUACCAUUUAAAGGAGUUCUGUUCACACUCUUCUACAAAAAAUGGGGAGAUCAACUUUCCUUAUUCUUUAUGGUAAUUUGUCCCACAGAGUUAUCUUUGUAAUUAUAUAACCCCAAACUAAGAUUACAGAGCUUUAACUGAUCACACACUGAGUAGCAAUUGUGUACAAAUAUGAAAAUAAUAUUUAAUUUACAGAUGUGGUUUAAUAUCAAUACCAGACAGCACUGGGUGUUAGAAUGCUAUAUUUGAACAAGUAAAAUAGCAAAGCACUUAAGUGAGUGUACACCCACCCAUCCAACUAAUGCAUUGGUAAUUUAGUUUGGACAUACACAUAUUUAUAUGGCUUCUCAAAUACAAAAACACAUAUUAUAUGGGUAUUUUUUCUGAUUAUUUAUUUUGUUUCUUCCUUCUUAAAAAUAAAUGAAUUUUCCACUGUUUGCACAUUUGAGACUUAAUAUAACACUCGCAUUCUAAUUUUUGCAUAUAUUGUAAAUGUGUCUGGUAUUUACUGCAAAAUACUGUGUAUCCUUUAUGGGUAAAACAAAACUGAACAUUGCAUGCAUGUAAUGUGACUGUAAUUUAGGGGUUCUCUGGGGGCUUCUGUGACUUUGGAAAUGCUUACAUUCAAGCCUUAAUGUUGUAUUAGCUAGCAUGUUUUCCUUCUGAUGUAUAUAGUCAUCUGUUGUAUAAACUAAUCUUUGCUUGUUUUCUACUCUGUGAUUUUUCCAUGCCAUAUUUCAUUCAUGAUCGUUAGUGUCAAGGAGUCAAAUCAGAUUAAAAUUAAUUCUCAUAUGUAUAUUGUGGAAAUGUGUGGUUAGUGUGAUUUUUUUUUUUUGUUUGUUUCCAGGAAUUUGUGGCUAGUGUGACUUUGUUUUGUUUUCUUUAAGUAAUAUCGGUCAGUUGUAACACUUGACUGGUUAAACUGACUCUAGUACAGAUUUCUCUGUAAUAAGCCACACAUUAUAUUUAGGCAGCGUUAAGGGACCGUGGUUUUUUUUUUUUUUCUCCUUAAUAGCAGCUGUCCCAAAGAAAAUAUUUCUUCUUUGCCUAUUAAGAUUUAGCUAUUAUCUGCCAGCUGUUAUGAGGUUUUGGUUCCAAACUCAACUAGCAGUGUUUCAGGCUGAACUUAAUAUAACUGUUUAAUAUAACUGUUGUACUUUUUGCUCCCCAUCUGUCACUGUCCUUCAUUCCUGGCUCUCCACUAUCUGUAAGCAGCUGCUAUGAAGGAGAAAAGUUGCAUAAGAGUUGGAUUUUUUUGUUAUAUAUAAAGGAAAAUUGAGGUUUUAGGAUUUUCAUUGUAACAGGCUAUAAACCAAGAUUGACAGGUUCAAACCCCAGAAUAUUGUUUGAUCACAUCUUGGAUUUCAUUGAGGAAGUUGAGACUAUAUGAAGGUAAAUUAGAAAUAAGUAUGACUUAAUAAAAAUACUGUUUCUCCUUCACUAUAUGUUAAGUGACUUGACCUAAUUUUAUUUUUUUAAGCAUUUUCUUAUUUCCUCUAAUAUGAAUGCUGAUAUUUAAAGAUAGAUCCAUGUGGUUUUCUUUUGUGAUUCUAAAUUAUCUUUAAGCUAACUCUUAAAGUUAUUUGUGAUCUGGAUUUAUAUAUAAGCUGUUAAAAUAUAUAUUAACUGUUAAAAUGGAAUGCAAGGUUUUCAAAAGCCCAGGUCUAGAUGUAAUGAUUGGUUUAUUGUUCUACAAUCUCAGUCCAUCAUUUUCCGUGUAAAUCAUAAACAAUAAAAAGGAUAUACUCA
Messenger RNA from Erinaceus europaeus (western European hedgehog), 5447 nucleotides. It is a transcript of the gene PJA2, whose product is annotated as praja ring finger ubiquitin ligase 2. The transcript is spliced from 10 exons. The record is from RefSeq and is a predicted model, not a curated record. NCBI's taxonomy places the organism in Eukaryota, Metazoa, Chordata, Mammalia, Eulipotyphla, Erinaceidae. The coding region runs from base 247 to 2385 and encodes 712 amino acids.